Messenger RNA from Anolis carolinensis (green anole), 1790 nucleotides. RefSeq names its product transmembrane protein 254 (gene tmem254). NCBI's taxonomy places the organism in Eukaryota, Metazoa, Chordata, Lepidosauria, Squamata, Anolidae. The transcript is spliced from 4 exons. The record is from RefSeq and is a predicted model, not a curated record. Bases 137 to 535 code for a protein of 132 amino acids.
ACAGAACGUCCGGUAGCUCCUCCCCUUCCCAACGCCAGGCGCUUCCUGAUUGGCGGAGAUUGCGAGAGCGGACGUGUAUAAAAGGGGGGGAGAGUGCCACCGAGGGUAGCAGUUGAGCAGUGGAGCUUGGGUAACAAUGGCAGCCGCGACGCGGGACCCCAGCACAUACUUCCGGCGCCCUAAAGGCUACGUGAUGCUCCUGAUCGCAGCCGGCAUGGGCUACUACAGCUGGGCUUUCUUUGCACCUGCAUCAAUCCCCUACGACAGUCUGGGACCCCUAGGCACUUUCACAAAAUUUCUGGUGGAAAAGCACAAUGCUCCUUUUAAGAUGGGGUAUUUUAUCAGCUGGGCAAUUCACCUUGGGGAAGCACUUUAUGCUUUGAAGCUAUGCACGAACAAAGGUGUCACAGACAGCAUAACUCGGCUUUUGUGGUUUGUUCAGACAUUUGCAUUUGGAAUGUUUUCUCUUUAUCAUUUGUUGACUUACAAACCUCUAAGGAAAGCCAGUGACGGAUACAAGCAGAAGACAAAGUAGAAACUGUAGUCUGGCACUUUGGCAUCGUUUUGAAGUUGAAGAUGACGGAAAACCUAGAUGUUUAAUGUGUUCAAAAUAUAUUGUGUUUUAACAGGAAAAGCGUGUUUAUGCUUUACUCAUCUACUAUGUUUUUGUAGCUGUGGGGGAAGUGAAGGAAUUCACUAUUACAGUAGAGUCUCACUUAUCCAAGCCUCGCUUAUCCAAGCCUCUGGAUAAUCCAAGCCAUUUUUGUAGUCAAUGUUUUCAAUAUAUUGUGAUAUUUUGGUGCUAAAUUCAUAAAUACAGUAAUUACAACAUAACAUUACUGCGUAUUGAACUACUUUUUCUGUCAAAUUUGUUGUAUAACAUGAAGUUUUGGUGCUUAAUUUGUAAAAUCAUAACCUAAUUUGAUGUUUAAUCGGCUUUUCCUUAACCUCUCCUUAUUAUCCAACAUAUUCGCUUAUCCAAGCUUCUGCCAGCCCGUUUAGCUUGGAUAAGUGAGACUCUACUGUAAUUCUUUUUCUUGAAUUCGAUAAUAGGGAAGAGAGCCUUGACAAUUGGAUUAGGGAAAUCCUGUUUUAACCAAUUGAGACAAAAAAAAACUCUACCAGUAAAGUUUGACAUCUAGAACAAGGAGUCAGUUUCAGCCUGGAAUGUGCAGAUUGUAGACGGAGGUCUCUGUCCCGAUCAAAGGAUUUUUGAUAAUUUCCAAGGAGCCUGAAGACGAGGAAGAAAUGUGGUUCUAGUGGGAAUUUGAAGGGGUCAACAUAUCCAAGAGUGUUGUUUUUAGAAAAAUUGCUUAUACACACACACACACGCACCAGUAUUGUUCAAUUUAAUGAAAUGUUCCUGCUUUGUUCAAAUGAAGAGAUUUGGUAAAAUGUCAAGGGCUAAAAUUAAAUAGGAUAGAAAGAUUAAGAACAAAUAAUAUGAUAAGAUCUUUAUCAAGGGAUUUAAUUUUAACAUAGUAUAAAAGCAUAGAUCACACCUGAUGUUCAGAGCUCUGGAAAUGUUUCAGAAGAACAAGAUGAGCAGCACUCUUUUGGGGAAGGUGGGGGAAAGGACUGUGGGCUGGAGCUUGAACAAUUUCACCAUUCCUGAGGUGCAAGAGAGAAUUUCACUUUCUGAAAUUACGCAUAGUACAUCAUUUCGGAUAACAUUAAAGUGUAAGUUUUGCUAUUCUUUGUAUUGUUAAUAAUGAAAAGGGAGAGGGAACUUUUCUAGCAUUUUGUAUCCAAUGGAUUAUAAUAAACUUAAAAGGUGGGUGAUGAAGGAA